Molecule: messenger RNA, 999 nt
Organism: Aspergillus chevalieri
Lineage: Eukaryota; Fungi; Ascomycota; Eurotiomycetes; Eurotiales; Aspergillaceae
Product: aromatic alcohol reductase
Exons: 1
Coding region: 1-999 (332 amino acids)
Molecular function (GO): oxidoreductase activity
Source: RefSeq, a predicted model, not a curated record
AUGGCUUCCCCUCAAAAGAUCCUUGUCAUCGGCGCCGGGGAGCUGGGCUACCAGGUCCUACGCUUCUUAGUCCAGCACCCAAAACGCCAAGGCAUAAAUGUGUCGGUGUUGUUACGUCCAGCGAGUCCGAGUCUCUCGCCAGACGAUCCUAAACAGAAAAAGAUCGACAGUCUUCAACAACUAGGUAUUCACAUAGUACCAGGCGACAUUGUCAAAGACGAUGAAGACACACUGUCCUCGAUUUUCGCCCGCUACGACACCAUCAUCAGCUGCACGGGUUUCGUAUCCGGCAGAGGAACACAGAUCAAAUUGACCCGCGCCGUCCUAUCAUCCACCACUGCAAGAAGUAAACCCAGAACCACACGCUACAUCCCCUGGCAGUUCGGGGUGGACUACGAUGUCAUCGGGCGAGGGUCCGCGCAGGAUGUGUUCGACGAGCAACUUGACGUCCGUGACAUGCUGCGUUCUUCUUCGCAAAAAACAGAGACCCACUUGCAGUGGACGAUCAUCUCUACGGGCAUGUUCACGAGCUUUCUAUUCGAGCCGUCCUUUGGAGUCGUCGAUCUGGAAAACGCCACGAUCUGCGCCCUGGGGAGCUGGGAAAAUCGAGUCACGCUGACCACGCCAGCGGACAUUGGGAGAAUCACAGCGGAAAUUGUCCUGAGCUCAAACGCUGCUGUCUCCUCCGGGUGCGAUCUUGGAUCCAGCUCCGACUCCAGCUCCGGCAAGGUGCUAUUCAUCGGAGGCGAUACCGUCAGCUACACAGAGCUCGCGACGCUCGUCGAGAGAAUCGUGCAGAAACCAUUCCACAGAACCCUUCUCACGGUGGAAGACAUGCAAAACGCGCUCGCGCGAGACCCGGGGAAUACUUUGCUCAAGUAUCAGAUUGUUUUCGGACAGGGCCGUGGUGUUUCGUGGGACUUGGAGGAGACGUGGAAUCGGCGGCGAGGAAUACGCGCGAUGACGGCGGCGGAGUGGGCGGAGAUGAAUUUGGUGUGA